Messenger RNA from Corvus hawaiiensis (hawaiian crow), 1134 nucleotides. RefSeq lists its product as uncharacterized. Gene Ontology annotation, cellular component: membrane. The record is from RefSeq and is a predicted model, not a curated record. The transcript has 7 exons. Lineage: Eukaryota; Metazoa; Chordata; Aves; Passeriformes; Corvidae. Bases 174 to 797 code for a protein of 207 amino acids.
CCGGGGCGGGGCGGCUGCUCCCGGCUGCAGGCGAGGCGGGAGGGGGCGGGCGGAGUAGCCGCGUCCCUGUGUGGGUCGGCAGGAUUUCCCGAUCUCGCCGGCUUCUUUUGGCAUAGGCUCGGAACUCCUUUCCUCGGGCGUGGAGUAGGAGCUCUCCCGACGCUGCCCGGGGAAUGCCGGCCGGGCCGGUGCCGCUGCAGGAAGAGCCAUUCUCCCGACCCUGGAAGGCCUUGGCACAGCUCGCCAGUCUCUGUGUUCGGGGGUUUAUGUGGCAAUCAGAGCAGAAUGGAUCGGUGAUGGGAGUCCCAGGCAUCCUGGCUUUGUUCUCCUCACAGAGGAAGAAUCCAUUUCUUGUGAAUGUACUGAUAGUUGCCUCCAUAGUCUCUUGUGUUGCCAUCCUCAUUGUAAUAGUUUACAGCUCCUUCACACUGAAGUAUGGUGAAGAGGAGGAGCUGAGUUCUGCCCCAGUCCAUGUUAUCCAUACUAGGUUUGUACUCAAUAAAGUUGUCAAGGGUGCUAACAUAGCCAUGCUGGCUGUAUCCAUCUGCAGUGCAUUUUUUGUGCUGGCCAUGGCUUACUUGGGAUGCCUGAGUCUUCCACGCUGCUCCUGCUAUGACAGUGUAACUGGGAUGGAAUGGUUGCAACCUAGUGAGGACCAAAAUCAGACUGUGGAAAUGGUUUGUGCUGUACAAAGCCCUGGGGGGAGAAUUUUUAACUUCAGAGAUCGGUUUCUGGCCCAGGAUGUAGAUGCAGAAGAAGACACAUCCAAACCUCCACCAUAUAUCAGAAUGACUUGAAAAAGUAGCCAAAUGUGGCAAGAGAGAUGCAAUAAGUUCUUAAAGAUGGUUAUGCACUUUUCCUUGGCCUUUUGAAAAACACACACAGAAAGAGAGAACUACUGAAUGCCCAACACUGAGCAGAGAUCACAGUGCAGAGGGAAAGAUCUGCAGGUGAUUUUGUACUUUCAGACUUUGUAUAGUGAAACUACCUUAUUGCCUCUGGAAAGUGAGAGCAUUUUUUCCUCCAGCUUUUGUACUCAGAUCACGUCUUAUUUCACUAGAAUUCAUCAUGCAAUUUGUGUAGCAGUUCUAGCCUUAGGCAUUUAAAUAUUAAAUACAAUUCCUUUUUCUUCAA